AAUGCAGUAAUGGAGGCGUAAACGUUUUUAAAGAACAGUCUAUGUUCUCAAUCUCUAAAGUUAAAAAUGAAUGAAGAAGCAAGUGUUGGGUUUCAUCAGAUGGGUCUUGAUGACCGUAUUUUAAAGGCUAUUUCCUCUUUGGGAUGGCGUGUACCCACACCGAUACAAGAGCGUGCAAUACCACUUGUACUCGAGGGCAAAGAUGUCUUAGCGCGAGCUCGAACUGGGUCAGGCAAAACAGCGGCUUUCAUUAUUCCGCUUAUCCACAAAAUACUGGUUGCUAAGCAGACAGCAAAAGAACAAGCAGUUAAAGCCAUCAUCCUGACUCCCUCCAAAGAACUCUGCAGUCAAGCUUACAAAAAUAUAUUGGAACUGACGUCUUCAUGUUCCAGAGAUGUUCGAUGUGUUGACAUUUCUCCACAAGCUCCUCUUCCAUCCCAAAGACCCUUAUUGAUGGAGAAGCCAGAUAUAGUGGUUGGGACACCCAGUCGAGUUCACGCUCACGUUGUGGCAGAGAACCUAUCUUUACGUGAGUCGGUUGAGUAUCUGGUCAUUGAUGAGGCUGACCUUGUCUUCUCAUACGGCUACGAAGACGACAUUCGACAGUUACUGACAUACUUACCUAAGAUAUAUCAAGCCUGUAUGAUGUCGGCUACAAUGAGUUCAGACGUGAAGGCUCUCAAAAGAAUGGUUCUUCAUAACGCAGUCAUACUGAAACUGGAAGAGUCACAGUUACCCGAGGCAUCCCAGCUCACUCAGUAUCACAUAAAGUGUGAAGAUGUAGACAAAUUUGCACUGAUUGCAGCACUACUGAAACUUUCCCUAAUACGAGGCAAGACCAUUCUGUUUGUCAACUCUGUCGACAGAUGCUACAAACUAAAAUUAUUUAUGGACCAGUUUGGUAUACCGUCGUGCGUUCUUAAUUCUGAACUGCCUGUUAACUCCAGGUGUCACAUAGUUGAGCAGUUUAACGAAGGUCUGUAUGAUUACAUCAUUGCUUCAGAUGAAACUCUUCUCUUUGAUCCAAAGGAAAAGCCAAAAGAAAAAGUCAAACAAAAAAAACAACGAAAAAAAGACCCGGAAUAUGGAGUUUCACGUGGCAUUGACUUUCAGAAUGUAUCAAAUAUUAUAAACUUUGACUUCCCUAAAACAGUUGAUGCUUACAUCCACAGAGUUGGCAGGACAGCUAGGGGAGACAACCAAGGAACGGCACUUUCUUUUGUCAACGUGAAUGAAAUGCAGAUGUUGCAGACUGUGGAGGAGGCAUUAAAAGGUUCAACUGCUGAAGGAUCUACUGUGUUUCGACCAUAUCAGUUCAAAAUGGAUGAAAUACAAGGUUUCAAAUACAGAGCAAAGGAUGCGAUGCAGGUAGUGACGAGGACGGCCAUACGCGAGGCUCGCAUGAAGGAAAUCAGACAGGAGCUGCUGACAUCAAAGAAACUGCGGUCUCACUUUGAGGACAACCCUCGAGACCUGCAGCUGCUGCGACACGACAAGAAACUGGCGACUUUCAAGAAACAACAGCAUCUUCAGCAUGUCCCAGACUACCUCGUACCUCAAACGUUAAAAGAUCUUAGCCAACCAAAGCGACAAAGACAGCACCAGCAACACAAACAGGGUCCAUCCCGGGGUCAAACACAGUACAAGAAAAGAAAAGCCGAUCCACUGAAGAGUUUUCAGUUUGCUGGGUUGAGCAGAGGGAAAAAGAGGAAGACAUGAUGAACUAUUGUUGUAAAUAAAUUAAAUUAAUUUGCA
Messenger RNA from Gigantopelta aegis, 1755 nucleotides. RefSeq names its product probable ATP-dependent RNA helicase DDX56. Gene Ontology annotation, molecular function: nucleic acid binding; ATP binding; RNA helicase activity. The record is from RefSeq and is a predicted model, not a curated record. The transcript is spliced from 17 exons. Gene Ontology annotation, cellular component: nucleolus. Bases 67 to 1719 code for a protein of 550 amino acids. Lineage: Eukaryota; Metazoa; Mollusca; Gastropoda; Neomphalida; Peltospiridae.